Messenger RNA from Ochotona princeps (American pika), 2668 nucleotides. It is a transcript of the gene C10H1orf116, whose product is annotated as chromosome 10 C1orf116 homolog. The transcript is spliced from 4 exons. Lineage: Eukaryota; Metazoa; Chordata; Mammalia; Lagomorpha; Ochotonidae. The record is from RefSeq and is a predicted model, not a curated record. The coding region runs from base 232 to 2001 and encodes 589 amino acids.
CUCCUGCGAAGAAUUUACCUGUCUAGGUAAGACAGAGGAGGUCAAAAGAAGAAAACAGCAGGAGGCAGGGGACCCAGUCUCUGUCUCCAUCUCCGCCCUUUGAAACCAAAGGGUAUUCCUUUCCUCUCUUCAGUCCCCUCCCCAGUGAAGGCCCGGCUUGCGACAUUCUUCACUUCCCUUCGCUUCCCCUCUGGGAGCCCCUUUUGCCACCCCUGCGCCUUGCUUCGGGCAAUGCCCGAAAGGGAACUGUGGCCAGCAGGGCCUGGCUUGGAACCUGUGACCCGCGUCGGCAGCUGCGACAGCAUGAUGAGCACCACCUCCACCCGCUCGGGAUCUAGUGACGGCAGCUACGACUUCCUGUCAGCCGAGGAGAAGGAAUGUCUGCUCUUCCUGGAGGAGACAAUCGGCUCAUUGGACACAGAAACUGAUAGCGGACUGUCCACCGAUGAGUCUGAGCCUGUUACAACACCCCGAGGCCUCCUAGUGCUGCCUCAAAGCCAGCCUGCACCCAAGGGACAUCCGAAAGAGACGACCAUAGAGCAAAAUCCAGAGCCAAGGACCGUGACUCAGAUCAGCUCAUUCUGUCCUCCUGAGCCCCAAGGUCUGGGCCUCAGGUCUGGUUCCUACAGCCUCCCCCGAAAUAUUGGCAGAAACCAGAACCUCCGGAACAGCAGCAGCAGCCAGCCAAACAGCCACAUCCCUGGAGAACCUGUGGGGCUUGGAGCAGACAAACAGCAGGACAGCCAGUGUGGUGAGCGCAGACCAGCUCCUGCUGGCCCCCAGGAGGCUGUCCUCGGUUUGGACGUGGCUAUCAUCCCCCCACCGGAGGCUUUCCGGGACUCCCAACCAGAACAGAGUGUGGAAGAGCACCUGUCCAAGCAGCCGGAAGAGCCACGCGACGCAUCCCAACUCCACACGCUGCUGUCCCACCCCCAGAAGAGAGAGGAGACCUCUGAAGAAGCCAUGUCCCAGAAGGCCAAUGAGAAAGGCCCCACAGGGCACUCAGGACCCCUGACAUCAGGAGGUGAUCUGAGUGCCCAGCCAGCUCCCCUGGCAGCCCCUAAGCCCCGAAAGCUGCCACCUAACAUUGUUCUAAAGAGCAGCCGGAGCAGUUUCCACAACCAGCCCCAGAGCUGGCUAUCCCGCCAUGCUGAGGCUGCGCCUGGAGAGUCUGGGCUGGGCAUGUCUUCACUACAAGAGCAGAGGAAAGCCCGCAGAGAGGCGCUGGAGAAGCUGGGACUGCCCCAGGACCAGGAGGAGCCCGGCUUCCACAUGAGCAAGCCCACUAGCUCCUUCAGAUUCAAGGAACCCCGUGCUCAGGGCCCUCCCCCAUCCACAGCAGCUCCUGACCUGGCUCCAGCUCAGGGCUCUGCAGCUGCAGGGAAGGCUCUGGCUACAGCUCCAGCAACUCGGGAACCUGCACCAGGGAAGGCUCCGGCUCUUGCUCAGGGAGCUCCCCCAGGGAAGAUUUUGACACCUGCCCAGGAAGCUCCUCCAGGGAAGAUUUCAGCCAAUGCCAAGUCCAUGCCCAUUUCGAUCCCAAAGGCUUCAAGAACAAACAAUCAGCCCAAGUCAAACUCAGGGCUAACCCUCCAAGAUAGCAACAUCCCCGGCUUGAGACAGAUGAACUUCAAGUCCAACACUCUGGAACGCUCGGGUGUGGGGCUGAGCAGCUACCUGUCUACUGAGAAAAACCUCAAUCCCAAAAUCAGCACUUCUCUAGAAAAGAGCUCUCUGUUGGACAAGAGCUCCCCCAGCGUCCUGCGGAAUUCCCGGCCCCGUCCCGCUUCCCUGGGCACCGGGAAGGACUUUGCCGGAAUCCAGGUGGGCAAGUUGGCCGACCUGGAGCAGGAACAGAGCUCCAGGCCUCUCUCCUACCAAGGACAGAGCCGGGACAAGCUUCCCAGACCCCCCUGUGUCAGUGUCAAGAUCUCCCCAAAAGGCAUCCCUGAUGAGCACAGAAGGGAGGCCCUGAAGAAACUGGGACUGCUGAAGGAGUAGGACUGGAAGCCAGUGCUCCCAGCACCAGCCGCACCCCUGUUGCCCAGGAAGAGAUGCCAGGCUCCACCUCAGGGUCUCUGACACCUUGCACACAAGCUUGGCCAGAUGUGGGCUGCUCCUCAGAUGAUCUCUGCAUCUCAAGAGAUGGGGAAGGAGAAAUUUGAGUUCGAACAUGCACCUGCAAUGAGUACUUGCUCUCUGGGUUUCUCCAAAGAAAGGGAGAGAGAUAGAAAAUGUAUGCCAUGGUAGAUACUUAUAUGUCACUAUGAGCCUUUAUCCAGAGUUCUGCCCUCCUUGGUGAUUUUCUGAAUCAGAUACAGUUCAGCCCAGCUGGAAUUGAUGGAGAUCAGAAUAAAUGUCGCAUGAAACUACAGGUGUGAUUUCCCUUGCCAGACCCCUCUCUCAGCUCAGGCUUUCUGGACAAGGACCAGUGCCAAGAGGAGCAGGUUUGCUAUCUUUAAACUCGUUUCCUCUCAGUGUCACCAGUGCCAAGUGAGAGUCACACUGCUGGAACUAAACCUCUUGGUGGACUAAGAGCAGACAUCUGCCAUUGGCCUGAAGAGGCAGGGUAAGUGGCCACGCAUACACACCUCGCCUGCCCCAGGAGGAGUUCUUGUUCACGGGCAGCUCCAUACAUUCCUUAAUAAACUGUGGCUGUGAUCUGGGA